This is a messenger RNA of Impatiens glandulifera, 861 nucleotides long. RefSeq names its product mitogen-activated protein kinase kinase kinase 20-like. The transcript has a single exon. Bases 1 to 861 code for a protein of 286 amino acids. Gene Ontology annotation, molecular function: ATP binding; protein kinase activity. Lineage: Eukaryota; Viridiplantae; Streptophyta; Magnoliopsida; Ericales; Balsaminaceae. Gene Ontology annotation, biological process: protein phosphorylation. The record is from RefSeq and is a predicted model, not a curated record.
AUGUCGGACAAGAAUUCUAAUACUGAUCAUUCUCCUCCUCCGGUGGCCUGGUGGGAAAGAGGCAAGGUUAUUGCUGAAGGUUCUUAUGGAUGCAUCGUUUGCGAAGCACGUCCAGUCCCCGGACAUUGUCUAUCGCUUGUUCUUCCUAAACUCAUGGCCGUUAAAACAUGCAAGGUUAAACAAGUGAUUUACCACGAAAGGGAUAUACUUUCUCUCUUCAAACGUCACCCACACAUAAUUCACUUUUAUGGCUUCGACUCUUCUAUAAACACCGAAGAUGGCAAGCUUAUGCACGACAUGUUUAUCGAAUAUGCCUCUGGCGGGGAUAUGUCAUCUCGGAUCUUCACUGGAGUUGGAUUGCCGGAGAAGAAGGUUAGACUCUACGUCAAAGGAAUAUUGCUAGGUUUAGAAACAAUUCACAACUUGAGUUACGCACAUUGUGAUAUCAAACCGGAUAAUAUAUUGAUGGUUGAUGGAGUUGUGAAGAUUGCUGAUUUUGGGAUUGCGGUGAAGUCUCCAACUGUCAUUUCAUCCAUUAGAGGUACUCAAGAGUAUAUGUCGCCAGAAUUGAUAGCGGAUGGAUAUUAUAGUUGUUCGGCGGAUAUUUGGGCACUUGGGAUUACGGUUUUGGAGAUGCUUAUUGGAAAAAGAGCGUGGGGAAAUAAAUUUAGAAAAUUGAAUAUGGUUUCGAUAAUUGGAGUAUGUAAUAUUGUACCGGAAAUCCCAAAAGAUGAAGUUUCAUAUUUGGCUCGUGAUUUUCUUUCGAGAUGUCUUGUUAGGGAUUAUAAAGAACGAUGGACGGUAGAUUUGCUUCUUAACCAUCCCUUUGUAUCGAGACAAAAUGAAGAGGAGCACAUAUGA